AUGAAGGCCGUGGGCCCCCAGUCUGCCGAAUGUGAGGGUGCCCAGUUCCAGAACGACAACAACGUGAUCAGCAUCGAGAACGACCACGGCUGCGGCUUGACGAACUAUGAGUACUCUGUGGAGUAUUGCCCGGAUCAGGAUCAUCUCAUCAUCAACCUGGUGAAGCCUUACAGCGUCCGCGUGGUGCUUGAUAGCCAAACCUGCCCUGCUGCCGGUGAGGUCUGA
Messenger RNA from Symbiodinium sp. CCMP2592, 225 nucleotides. The record is from the annotation of a GenBank genome assembly. NCBI's taxonomy places the organism in Eukaryota, Dinophyceae, Suessiales, Symbiodiniaceae.